UCAUUUUCCCAAAUAACAAAACCGGGAUUCUCUCAGACCGGUUUUAUAAGAAAAUUCCUAAAAAAGCCGAUUCGUACUUUUACUUCGGUUAGCCGGAGAUUUUGCAGCUCUUGAAGGAACCAAAAAAAAAAAAAAAAAAAGCAUGUGCGAUUGCAUUCGCUCAACCCCAAUUUCACUCUCCGUCACCCAAUUUCGACGGUCGCCGUUAAACAGAUUCAACCAGAAUUCCACAUACGGUUCGAAGCUAUCAAACGCCGCCAAUUCAAACUGCGCCGGAGCUAAAAACGACAGGUCGUUGCUUUUUUGCUCAAGAACGAGUAGGAACCCAGGCUUGUUUGGGUCGGAGGAUUAUGGGUUUCGGGCGGAAUUGGGAUUCAAAGAGAAGAAAGGUGAUAAUCAUUUCGAGUUCGAAACAAGUCGCGGCAAAACGAAGCAGAUUGGAAAAGAGGGUGAGGAUUCGAGGGGUUCGUUGGACUCGGAGUUUCUUCAAGUGAAACGCGGUGUUGGGGAUCAGAAAGAUAGUGGGAAGAGUAAAGAAAGCUUGGAGCAGGAGAAUUUGAUUCGGGUCGAGGGGAAGGAUGGUGAUGGUGAUGGUGAUGGUGAUGGUGAGGAGGGAUUGGUGAGAGAGAGUGGAAACGUGGGAUUGAAGAAAGGGAGGCAGGUGGUGAGGAGGUCGAGUAUGCUGGCGAAGCAAGUGAUCAGCAUUCGAAGUGCUCUGUGUUUGGGCUUCGUUUCUCAGCUUUGGGUGGAUACCAACUCUUGGAUGGUGAUGUUUGUAGAAGUAAGAUCAAACUUGCUUUCUGGGGAGUCGGAACGUUUUCUUUUGGAGGAUGUUAGCCAGGUUGGUGAUGUUGUGCUCGUUGAGGAUGAAUGUGUAAUUGACAAUGAAUUUAAAAUGGUUGGACUGGAAACUUUGGUAGGAUACAAAGUUGUGACGCCAGGUCGACGGAAUAUUGGCAAGGUGCGAGGAUAUACUUUUAACAUCAAUUCAGGGGCAAUCGAAUCACUUGAGCUCGAUUCAUUUGGAAUUUCCAUUAUCCCCUCAAGUUUGGUAAGUACCUAUGCCUUGCUUGUUGAAGAUGUGCUGGAAGUUGUGUCUGAUGUUGUCAUCGUGCAUGAAGCUGCAGCUUCACACAUACAGAGGCUGACCAAGGGUUUCUUGGACAACCAGAAUGCUGGGACUUCUAUAGAUGAUUUUGAAGAAGAAUAUUCUGACUUUGAAAGACCCAUAAGAUCUGCUCGGAGUAGAAGAGAUUCCAGGGGAAGGAAGUUUCGGCCAAGGAACAGGGAGACAGAUGAUGAUUGGGAGCUUCCAAUGGAUUACUUAUGAUCACCUUCUUUGCCAUUUUUGUUGUCUCCAUGUAAAUAUAGAUGUAUAGGUGAUUAUAGAUUCUCUUUGGGUGGUUCAGCUUCUCUCUAUUCUUUUCCCUAGCUAAAGAAUCUGUUCCUGUUGACCAAUUCCAUGAGAAAUUAUUUUGUAGUGGAAGCGGUUCAACCACAGCACUUCCAUUCACAAAAAAGUGGGUUUGUAUGUGGGAUUGGGAUUAUUCUGUUCAGAUGUUUAUCGUAUAAUAGCGUGUUCAUUUUGCU
Messenger RNA from Ziziphus jujuba (common jujube), 1590 nucleotides. RefSeq lists its product as uncharacterized. The record is from RefSeq and is a predicted model, not a curated record. Lineage: Eukaryota; Viridiplantae; Streptophyta; Magnoliopsida; Rosales; Rhamnaceae. The transcript has 7 exons. Bases 143 to 1330 code for a protein of 395 amino acids.